Diuraphis noxia (Russian wheat aphid) is the source of this 1281-nucleotide messenger RNA. Its product is annotated as peroxiredoxin-like. Gene Ontology annotation, cellular component: cytosol; mitochondrion. Gene Ontology annotation, molecular function: thioredoxin peroxidase activity. The record is from RefSeq and is a predicted model, not a curated record. Gene Ontology annotation, biological process: hydrogen peroxide catabolic process; cellular response to stress; response to oxidative stress. NCBI's taxonomy places the organism in Eukaryota, Metazoa, Arthropoda, Insecta, Hemiptera, Aphididae.
AGGUAGUAGGUACCCAUAAAAAUAAAGAUCACCUACUUCUCUCAUCACUGUAGUUAUAUGAUUAUAUCACUUAUAUAUAGUUAUAUUAUAAUUCAGUUGGUUUUUUUUAUUUCUGUGUGAAUCACUAUAACAACAACAACACCACUUAGAAUAUUAAAAUAUCAUAUUUAUAUCUGGUCAUCUGGUCACUAUUUAAURGGGACAUAGGGACUUCAAGUGACGUUGUAUCUGUGAUUGAUAAUUUACUAUUAUAUUCGACAUCAUGUUUAGAAAAUUUGCAUCAGCGGUUUCAACGGUUCGCUUUACACAGCAAAAUUUCCAGAACAUUCCAAAGUUUAAACAAAUUGCAAUUACUAAUUCAGUUACACGAUCAUUUUCUUCAUCUCCUGUGACUAAUGUUAAGGUACAAGAACCAGCGCCCCAAUUUGAAGGUAAAGCAAUUAUUGAUGGACAAAUACAAAAUAUAAAACUUUCAGAUUUUGUGGGAAAAUACUUGGUUUUAUUUUUCUAUCCCUUGGAUUUUACAUUUGUUUGCCCAACUGAAUUAGUGUCAUUUAGUGAUCACAUUGAUGAAUUUAAAAAAAUUGGUGUAAAUAUAAUUGGAUGUUCGUGUGACUCACAUUUUUCGCAUUUAGCAUUUGUUAACACCCCUCGAAAGCAUGGUGGUUUGGGUGGUUUGUCUUAUCCACUAUUAUCAGAUUAUAAAAAGGAAAUUGCCAAAGCCUAUGAUGUUCUUAUCGAACCUGACGGCAUACCACUCCGUGGCCUAUUUAUUAUAGACCCAAAAGGAAUAAUAAGACAAAUUACCAUCAAUGACUUGCCAGUAGGACGUAGUGUAGAUGAAGUUCUAAGACUUGUUCAAGCUUUCCAAUUUGUUGACAAACAUGGAGAAGUUUGUCCGAUGAACUGGAAGCCAAAUAGUCCAACUAUCAAACCAGAUCCAAAUCUUUCAAAGGAAUAUUUUGGUAAUGUCAACAAGUGAAUUAUUGUGCAAUACUAAAGUACUUACAAUUAUUUAUAACAAAACAGGAAUAUUAUCUUAAAAUAAAAUAUCAAUUUGUUUAUACUUUAAUGCCUGGAGAGUCGCAAGAAAGAUCCCUCAACAUAUUAUUUUAAUGAAUCAAACGGUCAUAAAACAUGAUUUGAUUUAAUUGACCAUUAAAUUUUAGUGCAACUCGGCAUAAGAGUAUUAUAAAUGUGUGUCACUUGAAUUAGAUAUUUUAAAUCUAACUGUUAAUUUCAAUUACUUAAAUAAAUAGUAAAUUUGCAACUAUGACAAAA